GGCCUUCGGCGCCGCGGAGCGCGGAGGUGUUGGGGUCGCAGCGCGGCCGCCCCGGCGCGGCCAUCCCGGCCAUCCGGUCCUCCGGUCCGUCGGUCCGUCGGUCCGUCCCGCCGCCGCAAUGGGCCUCACCGUGUCUGCCAUCUUCUCCCGCAUCUUCGGCAAGAAACAGAUGCGGAUCCUGAUGGUGGGGUUGGACGCUGCUGGCAAAACCACCAUCCUGUACAAGCUGAAGCUGGGAGAGAUCGUCACCACCAUCCCCACCAUUGGGUUCAACGUGGAGACGGUGGAGUACAAGAACAUCUGCUUCACGGUGUGGGAUGUUGGAGGCCAGGACAAGAUCCGGCCCCUCUGGCGGCACUACUUCCAGAACACACAGGGUCUCAUCUUUGUGGUGGACAGCAACGACCGGGAGAGGGUGCAGGAGUCUGCGGAGGAGCUGCAGAAGAUGCUGCAGGAGGACGAGCUGCGUGACGCCGUGCUGCUGGUGUUUGCCAACAAGCAGGACAUGCCCAACGCCAUGGCGGUGAGCGAGCUGACCGACAAGCUGGGGCUGCAGGCGCUGCGCAGCCGGACCGUGAGUGCUGGAGGUUGGGAGGUGGUGGGGCCUGGGUGGGUGUGAAGGGAAAAGCAAGGUGCUCCCAGAAGCGGAUGGGAUGGGAGGAUGCUUGCAGAUGACGCCGUAGGUCGCUCCGGAAGUAAUGCCUCCUGGUUAUUUCCAUGGUUUCUACCAUUCUGGUAGAAAAUGUCCUACGUUUGGGAAACAAUCUUGCAUUUCUGGGAGAAAAUGUCCUGAUUUGGGGAGAAAGCUGGUAUUUCUGGGAGAAAAAUAUCCUAUAUUUGGGAGAAAACUGGUAUAUCUGGCCGACAAUGACAUAUUUCUGGGGAGAAAGCUGGUAUUUCUGGGAGAACCUGUCCUAAUAUUGGGGUGAGAACUGGUAUUUCUAGAAGAAAAUGUCCAAUGUAGUGGAGAAAACAGGUAUUUAUGGGUGAAACUUCCCUAUUUUGAGGCAGAAAUCUGGUAUUUCUGGGAGAAACUUCCCUAUUUUGGUGGAGAAAACUGGUA
Molecule: messenger RNA, 1063 nt
Organism: Phasianus colchicus (ring-necked pheasant)
Lineage: Eukaryota; Metazoa; Chordata; Aves; Galliformes; Phasianidae
Source: RefSeq, a predicted model, not a curated record